Molecule: messenger RNA, 4468 nt
Organism: Hemicordylus capensis (graceful crag lizard)
Lineage: Eukaryota; Metazoa; Chordata; Lepidosauria; Squamata; Cordylidae
Gene: SNAP91
Product: synaptosome associated protein 91
Exons: 30
Coding region: 179-2986 (935 amino acids)
Biological process (GO): synaptic vesicle budding from presynaptic endocytic zone membrane; clathrin-dependent endocytosis; clathrin coat assembly
Cellular component (GO): extrinsic component of presynaptic endocytic zone membrane; clathrin-coated vesicle; synaptic vesicle
Molecular function (GO): phosphatidylinositol-4,5-bisphosphate binding; 1-phosphatidylinositol binding; SNARE binding
Source: RefSeq, a predicted model, not a curated record
GAGGACAGGCGGGCGGGGGGUGAGAGAGAGAUUGCGCUUGCGGGGGGAGGAGAGACGGUGGCUGGCCUCCUCGCGAGCAGAAGGCAGCAGCGCCAGCGCCGAGAGGGGGAGAGGAAGAGGCGCGGCAGCCGCCAGAAGGACGCGGACGCACUGACAGCAGUCCUAGAAUUAGUCGAAGAUGUCGGGUCAGACGCUGACAGAUCGCAUCGCAGCUGCUCAGUACAGCGUUACAGGAUCAGCUGUAGCUAGAGCCGUCUGCAAAGCAACCACACAUGAAGUGAUGGGACCCAAGAAAAAACACCUGGACUAUCUGAUCCAGGCCACGAACGAGACAAAUGUCAACAUUCCUCAAAUGGCUGAUACGCUCUUUGAGCGAGCAACAAACAGUAGUUGGGUGGUUGUAUUCAAAGCCUUAGUAACAACACAUCAUCUAAUGGUUCAUGGCAACGAGAGGUUUAUUCAGUAUUUGGCAUCUAGAAACACACUAUUCAAUCUCAGCAAUUUUUUGGACAAAAGUGGAUCACAUGGAUAUGAUAUGUCCACCUUUAUCAGGCGCUACAGUAGAUACUUGAAUGAAAAAGCAUUUUCCUACAGACAAAUGGCAUUUGAUUUUGCAAGAGUGAAGAAAGGGGCUGAUGGUGUAAUGAGGACGAUGGUUCCAGACAAAUUAUUGAAGAGCAUGCCAAUAUUACAGGGACAAAUAGAUGCACUUCUUGAAUUUGAUGUUCAUCCAAAUGAACUCACAAAUGGUGUCAUAAAUGCCGCAUUUAUGCUGCUCUUCAAAGAUCUCAUCAAACUCUUUGCGUGCUACAAUGAUGGGGUUAUUAACUUAUUAGAGAAAUUUUUUGAAAUGAAGAAGGGACAAUGUAAAGAUGCUCUUGAAAUUUACAAACGGUUUCUGACUAGAAUGACAAGAGUAUCAGAAUUUCUUAAAGUUGCAGAGCAAGUUGGAAUUGACAAAGGAGACAUUCCUGAUCUCACACAAGUGUUGCUGACCAGAGUUCUCUGUGAUCUGAAAAACAGUGAUGAUAACGAAAAGUCUCCUUUUAAAGACUAUACAAUUGAUGAACCGGCUCCUAGUAGUCUUAUGGAGACUCUUGAACAGCAUCUAAACACUUUGGAAGGAAAGAAAGGCAAUAGCUCUGGCGCACCUUCACCCUUGAGCAAGUCUUCUCCGGCCACAACUGUUACGUCUCCUAAUUCCACCCCAUCAAAAACUAUUGAUACAUCUCCUCCAGUUGAUCUCUUUGCAACAUCCUCUACAGGAGCUCCGGUCAGUGCUUCCAAACCCUCCAGUGAUCUUCUAGAUCUUCAGCCAGACUUCACAUCUACUACUGCACAAGCAGCUCCAGCAGCUUCUGCUGGAGCAACUUCAUGGGGAGACCUCUUGGGCGAGGACAGUUUGGCUGCGCUUUCCAGCGUUACCUCUGAGCCACAGAUCUCAGACCCAUUUGCAACAGAAGCCACCCCAGCUGCUCCUGCUGCAACUACUGAAAUAGCAACUGCUUCUGCUACAACUACAACUGUUACUGCUUCUACUGCUGCUGAAGUGGAUCUUUUUGGAGAUGCCUUUGCAGCUUCUCCUGGUGAAGCCCCUGCAGCACCUGAAGGGGCGGCAGCACCAGCUACCCCAACCCCUGUAGCAGCAGCUCUUGAUGCAUGCUCAGGAAAUGACCCCUUUGCCCCAUCUGAAGGCAGUGCAGAGGCUGCUCCUGAGCUGGACCUCUUUGCUAUGAAGUCAACUGAAACCAGCGUUCCUGUAGUUACCCCUACAACUAGUGCAGCCACUCCAGUUCCCGCAACUACUCCUACUCCAGCUGCUGCCGCGGCCCCUGCAGCCCCUGCUACAACUGCUACCACUACUGCCACUACCACUACUGCCACCACGUCUGCUACUACCACUACUGCCACCACCUCUGCUCCUACUCCUGCUCUAGAUAUCUUUGGUGAUUUGUUUGAAUCUGCACCUGCUGAUGCCCCUGCAGCACCUAAGCCAGAUGCUACUCCUAGCAUAGACCUGUUCGGUACAGAUGCUUUUUCUUCUCCACCCACUGGAGCUUCUCCUGUGCCUGAGAGUUCGCUCACUGGUGAUCUCUUAUCUGUGGAUGCAUUUGCAGCACCAUCGCCCCUGCCCACUGCCUCCCCAGCUAAAGUGGAUUCUUCAGGUGUGAUUGACCUGUUUGGUGACGCUUUUGGAAGUAGUGUUCCUGAACCCCAGCCUGCAACGCAAGCUGCGUCUAGCUCCUCUGCUUCUGCUGAUCUAUUGGCCGGCUUUGGAGGUUCCUUUAUUGCUCCUUCUCCAUCACCUUCUCCUGUUACAGCCGCUCAGUCUAAUAUACUGCAGCCCAACUUUGAAGCAGCUUUUGGAGCAUCUCCUUCACCCUCACCUGGUGGCAGUUCCUUUGAUCCUUCUGUGUUUGAUGGCUUAGGUGACCUUCUUAUGCCAACUAUGAUGCCAUCUGGUCAACCUCUGUCUGCUUCAGGCGCAGCUGCUGCUUCUGUUUCAGCUGGAACCAAAGGCAUUGGAAGUGAUCUUGAUUCCUCUCUUGCAAACUUAGUAGGAAAUCUUGGCAUUUCUGGUACCACAACAAAGAAGGGAGACCUUCAGUGGAAUGCAGGAGAGAAGAAAUUAACAGGAGGAGCCAACUGGCAACCAAAAGUAGCACCUGCAACGUGGUCAACUGGUGUUCCUCCAAGUGGCCCAAUGACAGGAUCUGUGCCUCCUGCAGGUGCUACCCCUUCUACAUCCGGUGCCCCUCCUGCACAGACUGGCUCAGGGUUUGGAAUGCAACCUUCCGGAGCAGGUGUUCCAAUGAUGCCACAGCAGCCAGUUAUGUAUGGGCAGCCUAUGAUGAGGCCACCAUUUGGAGCAGCUGCAGGAGCUGGUGCACAACUCUCUCCAAGCCCUACACCUGCCACACAGAGUCCCAAGAAACCUCCAUCAAAAGACCCAUUAGCGGAUCUUAACAUCAAGGAUUUCUUAUGAACUACUUAAGUUGCAGUUUUCUGACAAGCUAACUGAAGAUGCAAGUCUGGAGUCUACAAAUAAGAGUUUUGUUGCUCAGAGUUUCCAAGUGAGCCACCACUACCAAACCCAGUACUUAUUCAGACUUCUCUCCUACUUCCAAAACGUGUAGCACAGCUGUGAAAGUGAACAUUAGGAAUGUGUAUUACCUUAGUUGUUUACCCCUUUUCUCUCUCUCUCUUUCAGUUUGUGUACUUGGGUUAUUAUUUAUGUGUUUUACAACUUAAACAAUGGAUGUAUGUUUCUGAUGCCUUCUUAGUGCUUUUCUGGACCUAUCUAAUAGGGGCAGAUUAUGCAGCUGUUGUGUGGUGAGCCAUUUGGAGCGAUGUGUCUGUGUUUCUGGAGGUCUCGAUGUAAAUAACUUUGGCAACCCCUCUACAUUUUCCCCUUAAAAUCCAGUUUCUCUUAUAUAAUGGUUAUACAAAAUAAUAGUGUGAUAAUAUCAGGUAGUAAGAAAAGCACUCUCAAUCCUACAAAACCUUCUUUGUGUGGAAUACAUCCCCCCCCCCAAAAAAAAAAACCAACCCGCAGGAUUCUCAAUUUGUUGUGGGAAAUGUUUUAUUUUUGUGGCACUGUACAUGUUAAGAAUAUUAUUUAAGGUAAUAUAAAAGAAAACUCCCGUUAACACUUCCCCUUUCAAGUUGCUGUGUGAAGAAUUUUUUUAAAAAGGAAUAUCACUUUUCUUUUGAAAAUACUUAAGGGGUUUUGUUUUCAUUUAAAAUCAGAUUAUUUAUCAAUUUUUGUUUAAAUGCACUGAAAAUAAGUAGAGGGUAAGAUUUUCUUGCCGUGUAGUUGAGCAAUCAAUCAUAGCUGUGCAGACAUCUUAAGGGUCGUCAGAUGAACUAGGUCACUUUUCAGUGUAUCUGUAGUAAAAUCAUGACAAACUAAAGGGUUUUUUAAACUUUUGUUGAUCUUUUACGUACAUCUGUUAGUUUGAUGCUUAUCUGUGUAUGCCUCAGACUGGUCUUUUCCAUCCCCAUGCAGCACGGUGUAUUUUCCAUACUGUCUGUGAUUACAGGUCACACUAAACUGACAAACUGCACCCUUUACUGUAAGCAAAAAAAAAUUGUGUUCCUUUUUAAUGUUUUAGUUUGUUCUCUCAUACUGUUUGUGCUGAUGGCUUGGCUUAAGAUUUUUGACUCCUUAAGGUCACUGUUGAUCAGUGUUACAAGUGGCUUGGCAGCUCUUUGUAAAAGCAUAUUAGGUUGGAAAGAUGUUCACCUAAGUCUUUCAAAUUAACUAUUUAAUCAAUAUAUGGUACCAUUUUAAAAAGAAAAAGUGGUUGUAUCUGAAUUUAUUGUUGGGACAACAUACACUGUAAUGAUGGAGUAAGAGAGAGAGAGAUUUCAAAAUGGCUUUUCUUUGUAUUUUGGUUUGAGACAAACCCAGUGCAUGUAUACCCUCUGAGAUGCAAUAAAACACCUUGAUCGAAGUAAACUCAAA